This is a messenger RNA of Fukomys damarensis (Damara mole-rat), 2256 nucleotides long. RefSeq names its product coiled-coil domain containing 71 (gene Ccdc71). The transcript has 2 exons. Bases 140 to 1525 code for a protein of 461 amino acids. The record is from RefSeq and is a predicted model, not a curated record. Lineage: Eukaryota; Metazoa; Chordata; Mammalia; Rodentia; Bathyergidae.
GGUACACUUCCGGCGCGCAGCAGGCGGCCAUGUUGGAGCAGCGGAGGCGGCGCAGAGGCGCGUCUUGGGUCCCCGCGGCGGCGCGCGGUGCCAAGCACUGGUUUGUGGAUACCCAGGCAGAACUGCAGUGCCUAAUGCCAUGAGCGUGGUGGUGCAGCAUGUGGAGGAGAAAGCUGUGCACUCCUGGUCGCGCAUCUCCACAGCAGGGAAGAAGGCCCUGGAAGAGGCGCUGCUUGUGUUUAACCCCAUGAGCCAGGAUCUCAGUGCCACAGAGGCCCAGCUUGUGGCCUUCCUACAGGGCCUGCGAGAUGAUGGUUUCCAACCUACCAUUCUUCGUAGCCGUGAUGUCUAUGGCUAUAGUUCAUGCACAGCCAAUCCCCCAAGUCAGACGAAGCUACAGGCUUGUGCCCCCAACCCAGCUGCCACAUCACCUCCAACCAGUGCUCCCCGAACUGCUGUGCACCUGCCCACAGGCCGGGCUACCCUGCUACCCGUGUCUUUGUCUGGCAGGCUGGCCAAAGGGUCUACACCAGCUUUCUCCAAGCAUACUACUACCAAUCUGCUGCUGAGCUCUCUGAAGCAGUCAAGUGCCAGCCAAACAAGGGGUGCAACAGUGGGCUUCCCCACUCACCUAUAUCCAGGUGUCUACCCUGCCAUGCGGCUUUCUGUUGUCCUUGAGGCCCUGGUUCCACUCAAGAAUCCCAUGCCCUGCUUGAGUGCUAAGCACAAGACACAGUCACUGCAGCUCUCACUCACAGACUCUCCUUUGAAACUGCGGAAAGGUUCAGGGAAGAGUCUAGAGAACCCCCGGUCCAAAGCUCCUAGAAAAACCACAAGCAAGGGCCCCACUUGUCUGACUCAAAAAGGUUCUAGAUCUGGACCCCAGCAAGGCACUGGGCCCCAGAAAAAGACCUAUAGAGCCACUGGCUCUUUCCGUGGUCUGCAAAUGAAAGAAAGCUCCACCCUGGGCACGAAAAUAGCACAAGUCAAGAUGUCUCAAACACUGGCCAAAGUUGCCCAUGCCCACACCAGUAUAGCUCGAACACAGGCCAAGGCCAAGGCAGCACGGGCCAAGGCUAAGGCCAAGGCAGCACGGGCCAAGGCUAAGGCCAAGGCAGUACGGGCCAAGGCUAAGGCCAAGGCAGCACGGGCCAAGGCUAAGGCCAAGGCAGCACGGGCCAAGGUGGCUCAGACCCAGCCUAGGAGCAAGGGCAGGGCAAAGGGAUCCGUUCAGCCCAGGAUUUCAAGAAAGGUCCCGAAAAGCCACUCUAUGACUCUGGGGCAGAAGAGGAAAAGAGCUGAGGAGGCAAAGGAUCUCCCUCCAAAGAAGAAAAAACGGCUUGGGUCCCAAUCUCCUAAAUCCUGUCUGGGGUCAGGAACAGCAAAGCUGGUAAAGUUCCAUGCCAUAAAAGUGAACAGGCAGUCCUCCGAUGAUGAGGUUCGGCAGCAAGCCCAGCGGAUUCUUCGUGUGAACCUGUCUCCUAUAAUACAGCUCCAGCCAUUGAUGCCAUAUUCGACAUCCUGAUUCCCUAUUUCAUACAGCAAUGUUUGGAAAAAUAGCCCAGCUGUUUGCGUGGCCAGUAGCACAGUGUGCCAUGCCUAUGGACUGCAACCUUGAACAAUUCCGGGUACCUCUCCAGGGCCCUGGCAGCACCAGCCUUCUUUCAAAAAUUGAAAGAUUUGGGGUGGGGUGGUGGUGGGAGGGGUAUUCUCAUGGCGCAAUGCACUGUGACUUGUUCUUGAAGUUGUAUGUCCACUGUUCCAUCUAUCAUGUUUUAUACCUUUCCACCUUCCAGUCUCUCUGCCCACCCUCCAUGGUCUUUUUGUACGUGUAUGGCUACUGGUAGGCCAGCUUGAACAGCGAGGGAAAGUAGCUCAGAAACAUCAUUUUGAGUGAUGAGGUGGGAUUGUGGGAGUGGGCAGCUCCCAGGCUCUAGAGGAAGGGAAACUGAAGAUGCUGGCUUCUGUAGGAAUGUGUGAGAACCUUCCCCUGAGCAUGGGCAGUACCAAUAUGAUAGAUCUAUCUUGAGGCUGCUUUAGUUUCUGUCCAGUCAGACCACAAAGAAUGACUAUGGGUGGCAGUGGGGAACCUUGACAACUAGCAGUUACUAGGCCAAGGAAGGGAGCCUUGGUGGCAUGGCUCCCUGGGGACCAAGCAGACAGCCCUUAUCUCUGCUUUCUAAAACCUUGAAGCUUUUAGCUGGGUGUGGUGGUGCAUGCCUGUAAUCCCAGCAUUUAGGAGGCUGAGGCAGGAUU